Molecule: messenger RNA, 1042 nt
Organism: Ostrea edulis (European flat oyster)
Lineage: Eukaryota; Metazoa; Mollusca; Bivalvia; Ostreida; Ostreidae
Exons: 6
Coding region: 118-738 (206 amino acids)
Source: RefSeq, a predicted model, not a curated record
GGUGUAGCAAUUCCCGGGUGCGGACGUGUUUAUCCGCAUUGCUGUUCAUGUAUUUCAUCUAGUAAUAGUCAUGUAGUUUUAAUACCUUGUGACCAGAGUCCACUACUUCUGAGAAGAAUGUCAGUGGAAAUGUAUCCCGUGGAGUCCUGUCCUGGGGAUGGCGAAUCGUGGCAGAAGGCUGGACUUGCAUUGAAAUGUUCAAAUGACAUCAUCGGCAGGAACCUUUACCAAUGUGCCCCUAAUGAAUAUAAGACAGAGUUGGUCGAGUUCUGCUUGAAGGGAUCCAUUGGAAGAUUUGAAGAAGGUUUAUGUGUGUACGCCUAUCCUAGUAGGCACUUAGGUGUGAAGAACUGCACGACGUUUGUGACAGGAUGUCCUGAAACGUCCUACAACAACAAUGAAAUAUACAACCACCCAGCAUGUUUAGAAAUCAAUCGUGAAACAGGUUGCUACUUAGCGGAUCCCACGUGUCCUCCUAUUAACAAGACACUAGUGACACGUCAUGGAAGUUCUGUGUCGUAUACGGAUGGAUUGGGGAACGUGACGUUAGCCACAACAAACUUCACAAAUCCUAGGAAUUCGAAUCCCCAGGACUCUGUCAAUGUGACUGCCGCGGUGGUAUCCUCGAUGUUGGUCACCGUAGUCGUGAUUGGAAUAAUUAUGUUUUUCUGGUGUAGAAGAAGGAUACGGGGGAGGACGAAUCAGGAGUAUAGGGAAGAUAUCACUAGCUGUUUGUGAAGUGUCAUCAUCUAGACCUACAAACAUGACACUAAGGGAACACAGCGAUGGGGGUUCUGUAUAGUGUUAAUAUUUACUCUGUAAGCAUAUACAUUCUCUGUAAGCAUCAACAUAUCCAAUAUAGGGAUGGAUAGAUACCCUCACCAAUUUUGCUGAAAUUUGGCAUAUAAUGAUUAUUUGACACCCUCUCAUUGAGGUACCGUUGCCAUGAUACCAAGAACACCUUGGACAUAGCUACCAAGAUGUUUAGAAAUGUUCGAUUUUGGCUUGUCUUUGAUUAAACAUAAAUAAAUUACUUUUACUG